Molecule: messenger RNA, 1979 nt
Organism: Danio aesculapii
Lineage: Eukaryota; Metazoa; Chordata; Actinopteri; Cypriniformes; Danionidae
Gene: irf1b
Product: interferon regulatory factor 1b
Exons: 9
Coding region: 137-1000 (287 amino acids)
Biological process (GO): immune system process; regulation of transcription by RNA polymerase II
Cellular component (GO): nucleus
Molecular function (GO): DNA-binding transcription factor activity, RNA polymerase II-specific; RNA polymerase II cis-regulatory region sequence-specific DNA binding
Source: RefSeq, a predicted model, not a curated record
CUGACAGUACAGUAAACCUGAGCUUCACUACAGUAACUUCAGCUGUUCAUCUCAGAGAGGACUUAUUCACGCCUUCACACGCCAAACUCUCGGUGCGCUUUUCACAUUUGGAUUUACCAUCGCUUUCACUGAAAACAUGCCCGUGUCCAGAAUGCGCAUGCGCCCCUGGCUGGAGAGCAGGAUCGACUCCAACACCAUCAAUGGACUCAUGUGGGUCAACAAGGAGGAGAAGAUGUUCUCCAUCCCCUGGAAACACGCAGCUCGGCACGGCUGGGAGGUGGAUAAAGAUGCCUGUCUGUUCAAGCAGUGGGCUAUUCACACAGGUAAAUAUAAGGAGGGAGUCACUCAGCCUGACCCUAAAACCUGGAAAGCCAAUUUCCGCUGUGCAAUGAACUCUCUUCCGGACAUCGAGGAGGUGAAGGAUAAAAGCAUCAACAAGGGCUGUGGGGCGGUGCGAGUUUACCGCAUGCUCCCCGCCGUCAGCAAGAAGAUCAAGAGAUCCAAGAGCCGAGACUCCCGCCGGCGGAUGAAGGGUCUGUGUCAGAAAGUGAAGCUGGAGGACAUGAGCAUUGAGGAGACGUCUGCAGAAAUGACCCAGGAAAACACCAUCGACAGCACUCAGAGCACGCCACACACUUCCAGUCCCACUGUUGGGUUGGAGGUGGAGAUCGGCCCUGACAGCACGUGCAACGACAUCUACACUCGAUUCCAGGUGUCUCCAGUGCACUCCACAGACCUGGAGGACAGCGAAGCCAUCUUAGAGCUCACUCGGCAAUUGGAGCGCGAUAGUUCACAAUGGCUGCAGAACUUUGGAAAGGGGUUCCUGGCCAAUGAAGCCUGCACAACAGAGUCUCUGAGCCCUGAGAGCCAGUGGAGUGUAAGUUCAGGAGAGGAGCUCGAGCUUCGUCUAUACACAGAACUGACCCCAGACCUGCGCAGCGACUCCUACACAUACACAGAGUUGUGGAACAGCAGCUCCAUGCCUCAGAGCAUCUGCUGAGACACAGACACUCGCAUGCACGCACACACACACACAAACACACACUCACACACUCCACCUCAAACCUCAGAGCCUCAUUCCAUAUUUUCUGGACACCUGGAGACCUCAGUCCUGCUUUCUGGAGACCGACCAGAAGAUCUUCCAGAGACACUGCAGGAAAUGCUCUUUCUAGACUAAAUAUCUGAUAAUUAUCAAAUCAUGAAGCUUUUUCUAGACAUGCAAACUAAAUAUUUCGGUUUUAGAAAUAAGGUCAAAAUUAUAAUAAAUAAUUGGUAAAUAUAAUAAUAAUGAUACUUUUAUUAUUAUUUAAUUAAGUUAAUUAAUUAGUUAAAAUAAUACUAAUAAUUGUAUUAUUUAAUUAUUAUUUAAUUAUUAAAGUUCAUUGAUUAUUUAUAACUAAUAACUAAAUAAUAAUAAUAAAAUAAUAAUAAUUGUGAUUAUUAUAACUAAUUAAUUGUCAGAUUAUUCUGCGUGUUUUAAGCAGAAACUCUCUUCAUUUUGACUCAUUAUUUCUGAACACAACACUAUAUUUACUGCUCAUCUAGAAAAAGCUUCUUGAUUUCAGAGUUUGCAGAUAUCCGGACCAGAAAGGACACACACACACACACACUCUCUUACAUUUGUACAGAUGUGUGUGAUCCUGUAAUCUCCUGUACUGUGAACUGUCUGGACAGCAUCCGUUAUGUGCUCGUGUCAGCAUUUAUUGAACUCUUUGAUACUCGAUGCAGAAACAUCAUUUGGGGAAAUCACUCCACUGUUACGGCUUCAGUCCUUUUCAGAAGUCAUGUUUCUUCAAUGCACAACUCAAUAUCAAUGUUGUAUAUGAAAAUGACUAAUCUUCAUAUAUACACACACACACACACACACGCACACUCAUGAACGCACACACACACCUCAAAUGAAGCUGUUUGUGUAUGGGGAUGGGUUCCUUUGUAAAUAUUGUAAAAAAUCUCUUUGUAAUAAAAUGAUAAAAUAUGAA